CUUUGGGAUGGGCCAAGAUUAACACAUGGAGGUAUUUAAACCUUUACCUAGGUAGGAUGGUCUGGCAUGGGAUUAACAAAAAUUUGCAAAUACUUUAGGCUUUGAUAUUUAUUGAUAUUUAAAGACUAGAUGCUCUGAAGUUCUCAGGUCUAGCAUGUAGUUGCUUCCUCUCAGUGUCAGUGUUGCUGAUGACUACCUUCAGCUUCUCAAAGCAUCCUGAAACCAAUACCAGCUUUCCCUCAAUAURUGAAAUGGCCAGUACAAUUGGGAUGACCCACUCAUAGGAAAAAAAUCUGGCAAAUAUGAAGAAUAUAUUUUGAAAGCUCAAAACCCUAAUAGGAUACAGAAAGAAUUAAUUUCCAUUUAAGAAACUCAGUAAUUUAAAGCAAAUUUCACAACUUAGGAUGCACCACUUUGACUCAUCCAUUUUCUGAUGUUUAGGUUUUGUAGCAUUGCUACACAUUCUGCUUAUGGUGGUGACUUGUACCUAAUCCAGUGCUUUUUCCUCGGGGGAGCGGAGGAGUUGCAUCGAUCUGAAAGUAGCUAUUGUGCUACUGAGGCAAAGAAAACUACCGCUGGAUUUACGAUGAGAGCUCAAAACACAUUUUUCUAAGCAGGGAGGGAGCAUCUGCUGCUGGGAAUCGCCGCUGGAAUGCGUAGUGAAGGGCGGAAUAAGACUUUGCAGAUGGAAAAAAUAAAGGCACGACUAAAAGCAGAAUUUGAAGCCCUGGAGUCUGAGGAGAGGCACCUGAAAGAAUAUAAACAGGAAAUGGACCUGCUGCUGCARGAGAAAAUGGCCCACGUGGAGGAGCUGCGACUGAUCCACGCUGACAUUAAUGUGAUGGAGAACACUAUCAAGCAGUCUGAGAAYGAUCUUAACAAGCUCUUGGAAUCUACUCGUCGCCUCCAUGAGGAGUACAAGCCCCUAAAGGAGCACGUCGAUGCCUUGAGGAUGACUCUGGGAUUGCAGAGRCUGCCAGACCUGUGUGAAGAGGAAGAGAAACUGUCCCUUGACUACUUUGAAAAGCAGAAAGCAGAAUGGCAGACAGAACCACAGGAACCUCCCAUCCCAGAGUCUCUGGCUGCAGCUGCAGCAGCUGCCCAACAGCUGCAAGUGGCGAGGAAGCAAGAUACCAGACAGACAGCAACUUUCAGACAGCAGCCACCUCCAAUGAAGGCAUGUUUAUCGUGUCACCAACAAAUCCAUCGGAAUGCGCCCAUAUGUCCACUCUGYAAAGCAAAGAGCCGGUCUCGGAAUCCCAAAAAGCCCAAGAGGAAACAGGAUGAAUGAAAUCCAGAAGACUGACAAGCUGUGUGACCUAUCCCAGUACUCUUCCAGUAGAACUGCAAAUUUGCCCAGACUUUACUGAAUUGCAGACACAAGUAUCACCGUUUCAUUGUUUUCUAUUUAAAUACAAUGUAAGCACAACGUUCCUGCUCUAAGUUCCUUCCAGUCUUCAGGAUUUGGUUUUAGGAAAGUAAGUAUUACUGGUGCUACAGUUUAACUUUUCAAUUGUUCCAUCUUUUGUACUCCUAAACAAACUGGAAUUCUUUCUUUAAUGUGCAAGUAUCCUAAAUGUCAGGCUAUUUCUAUUUGCCAAAUGUGGUGACCACAAAUGCUUUUAUGUUCUCCUUUUAAAAAACAAAUGUUACCAAAAGAUUAUUCUGUUUUCUCCUGAUAACAGGAGACUAUUGGAAGUGCUGAAAUAUCAGACUGUCUGUUCACUGAAGAGCAAUUUCUUUUCCAAUCUCAUAAGACUGGGUAGGUUUUGGUAUCCAAUGCAACUCCUUUUAAAYAGGAAAUGUUCAGGGAAAACGAGAUAUAUUACGCCGAAAGGCAGUGCAUUAAGGACACACAUGGGUUUUGAUUUACUGAAGUUUGAUUGUACCAUUUCCUCAAACUUGACUUAAAACUUGGAAAGGUGCUGACUGUGGACAAGUUUCUAAAACUGAUGUCAUCUGUCAUGCUUUAACAUCUUAAUAGGCUAUUAAGAUUAUUUCAGCAGUUGAAAGACUGAUUGACUUAAGAACAAAGCUCAAAUGAACGGUGUUAGUGGUUCUCCUAGGCUCUAUGGCCAACCAGCACACUGUGGUUCUCUAGGAAACAUGCAUGAUAUAUCCCAGAUCUCUGUGUGCACAGACUGCACAUCAGCUAUUCUGCAUUUUUUCUAUUCCUGGUUUCUGCAGCCAAAGUCUGGCAGACAUAUCCUCCAUGUUCAGGAACAUGCAUGAGGAACAGUUCCAACAAAAAGUGAUAUAUUUCACCAGAACUCAAGAGCUUUGGUGUUGUUAUCCUCCUUCAACCAGAACUUUCUAUUAUUUUUUAUCUUUUAAUAGGUCAUUUUCAAGUAAGCUUUACAUCAGGCCAGUUUGUUUUCUGGUUCCCUGUGUGCCAAAAGAACCCUGACUAAAGCAUCUGGAGUAGAUCACUCCCUGUAUGUCCUCCCUUUGUUUCUUGUAAUUUAACAACAGUUCUUCCAAUGGAUGGCAGUGACCCACUUACAGAACUGGARCUUAAAAUUURCUCAUCUCUAAUCCCAGUUUUGUGRCCACYUUUGUUGCCUAAAUURAUCUCAAGUAUUAAAUAUUCUUUUCACUAGCUUCAGGAUGCAGAAACUACUUGUUCACAUUUUCUCUCUUUAUCCCAGGUUUCUCUCUACUAUUAUGCUAGAGUGAUUGUAUUGAGAAUUUGUUUGUUAGAUGGGAAGAACAGGGAAGACCCAAGUCUCUGCUYAGAACUUUGCCAAAAGCUGGCAACUGCAAUAAAUCCACAGGAUUCAAAUUUCCUGGCCAGAUCACAUAUGCCACCAUUAAUUUCCUAAGUCUGCCACAAAAAACACGAGUGAUUUAUUGAAUAUAGUCCUAAAACUUAUGCCAGGGUCAGGAGGUAUUCCCCAUUUUAAUGUUAUAUAGCCAAAUAAACAUCUGUCAACURCAGAGACAGAAUGUGGACCACCUGYCCCUGAAAUUAUGUGAAGAGUGGAUUCUGCUUGCUGAAUUACAGGGGUUUGAUCUCUGUGAAAUAGCAAUAAUGGGAGAUAKUCUGACUCCAUGUUCCAAAUGGCAAUAGUGCAUUAUGCAUGUUUUGUAGCACAAGUACUGGAUUCUGCUAUUUUAGAUGUCAGAGUGGUCACAUGCUGUGUGCCCUGUUCAGAGCAAUUCCUAUGGAGUUGAGGGGGAAAUGCACACAGAGUUAAAAGACAGUAUGUGGACUUCCCCAAAGUGCAUACAUGACAGCAGCAUACUUUGGUAAUAGUUGUACAUAAAUUUAAGMAGUAGUGACAAUGGAGUGGGCGAAUGGUCUGCAAUGAAGUAGUGUGAAUAGAAGGAUUGAUUUGUAGAAAUUWCAGCUUACAGUUCUGAAAUAGAUAGGGUUAGUCAUAGUUGCUCUCACUUCACUGUUACUUUGCCAGUUUGUUUCCUUCUUGGGAGAUCUCUGAACUGAAGAAUACUUAAGAUGCACCAUUUACUAAUUUAGUACAWCAGUUUUGUAUUUUUACUUUUUUAAGCUAGUCUUAUGUGCUCUUGUGUUUUACAAGGUUAGGGUAUGUUGGUUUGGGAUUUUUUUUAUGUGAAUAUGACACACUGUGUUUGCAUCAAACAUACUGGUAUUUACAAAACAGUUUUCACAUCCUUGACGAAGUUCUGCCAUAUGAAUAGCAUGAAUUGCUGAGAAUGAGUGUAACUGAAGAUAAGUCAGCAGGGUGCCCUGCCUGCCAAAAGGCCCAACAAUGACCUGGGGUGCAUCAAGCACAGCACUGCCAGCUGACUGUCUCACUCUGCACUGCWCUGGUGAGGCCUGGAGUGCUGGCUGCAGGUUGGGAUGCCUCAGUGCAGGAAUGACAUCAGAGUAUGACAGUGUUCUGGAAGAGCUGGGUGACCGAAUUGCAAAAGCUCUCAAGGACAAGGUCUGUGAGGAGCUGCUGAGGACACUUGGGUUGUUCAGUUUGGAGAAGAGCAGGCUGAGGGGCAUCCUCCUGACAACCUACAACUUCCUCAGGGGGGAAGCAGAGGAGGAGGUGCUGAGCUCCACCUUCUGAUGACCAGCAACAGGAUAUGAGGAAAUAGGAUGGAGCUGCAUUGAGGGAAAUUCAGACUGGACACCAGGAAAACAUUCUUCUUUGAGAGAGUGGUCCGACACUGGUGCAGUGACCCAGGRAAGUGGCCGUGGCACCAAGCCUGUCAGGGUUCAAGGAGCACCAGGAUGAUACUCUUAGCCAUGCAGUUAAAUGCUAGGUGGUCCUGUGAGGAGCAGGGAGUUGACUUGAUGAUCCUUAUGGGUCCUUCAUAGUUGAGAUAUUCUCUGAUUCUGUUUCAAGGAGAUAAAGUUAUGUAUUAGGGAACCAUGGGGGUGGGGGCAGGGAGGGAAGCAGUGUCUUUCAUAGAGAAAGAGUAUUCUUUUCUCUCACAGAAUAAUGACAGAAGUUUAACUGAAGAAUUCUUCUCGUGACAGCCCCAAGCUCUUUUCUCCCAGGCAACUUUCUCAAGAGACUGGAGGAAUAAUUAUGGAAUAUUGAUUUCUUGGCUUUCAGACAGAAGAGGAAGCUGUCUGAAGUACAGUUCUUACCUCAAGUCUACUGCAUUUUUGGUUCAUGGAGCAACAAUGGCUUCUUCCUUUGUAUCUACAGUCUUUGUGGGUGCUUCUUCACUUAGCUUAAAUGUAUUCUUAUUUGGGUCAAAUUCUCUGAAUAGCCACAAUGAGACCCUCCUCAAAGCAUACCAGACUUUUAUGUCACUAAAGUCUGGUUUAACUCUGUCUUUGUCAUUCCUUUUUUAAAAGGCUAUCCAAGUGACAACAAAAUUCUCUUGGUAUAGAUGGUUUCCAGGGUUUUAUCAAACAAUAGUCCUGUUGUUCUGCAACCAAACAGAAAAAAACCCCACAUAAAAUUGCAAGCCUUUCACYGUGCCACCGACCUUAAGCUCAUGGUAAAAGGAUGCAAACAUAUUGUAUCUAAAUGCUUUGCUAUAGAAAUUUUCAUACCCAAACUGGAGUGGAUCAGUUGUCCAGACUUUUGUGCCAAGGACACCAUUAACUAUAGAGAAAAUGUUAGGCARAUUUAAAUACUUGCACUUCCUGAAUUCAACCUUAGCUUUUUAAACGGGACCCUGACUGAACCUGACAGUGGCUUCAACUUACAUAAUCUAAAUUUGAAAGAAUAGACAUUGAUGUAUUUAAAUAUCAUACCACUCAAGAAAUUAAGACUUCACUAGCACUUUAUUUAAAAGUGCUUUAUUCCUUUAUUUUAUGUUUUCUAAUUCCUCCAGCGUAUGUUUUAAUUUUAGCAUUUAGGUAUUCUAGCAAUAUCUGGUGUUUUCACUGGCUUCUGUGUUUUAAGUAUUUUACUCCUGUGCCUCGUAGGAGUAACAGUGUAAGAUCUGUUUAAUUUGUCUGUACAGUCCUUUUUAAUAAAUGUUUGUUUCAUGUCAUGCUUUCUUCCUGCAGAGUAUUUUCAAAUUUGUUAUUUGCUUAUGYUGCUAAGAAGCAGCCAUAACCCAGAUGGUAAAAGCUCUCUG
Molecule: messenger RNA, 5514 nt
Organism: Malurus melanocephalus (red-backed fairy wren)
Lineage: Eukaryota; Metazoa; Chordata; Aves; Passeriformes; Maluridae
Gene: ZC4H2
Product: zinc finger C4H2-type containing
Exons: 6
Coding region: 653-1291 (212 amino acids)
Biological process (GO): positive regulation of neuron differentiation
Cellular component (GO): nucleus
Source: RefSeq, a predicted model, not a curated record